Molecule: messenger RNA, 648 nt
Organism: Asparagus officinalis (garden asparagus)
Lineage: Eukaryota; Viridiplantae; Streptophyta; Magnoliopsida; Asparagales; Asparagaceae
Product: indole-3-acetic acid-amido synthetase GH3.17-like
Exons: 2
Coding region: 1-648 (215 amino acids)
Cellular component (GO): cytoplasm
Molecular function (GO): acid-amino acid ligase activity
Source: RefSeq, a predicted model, not a curated record
AUGAGCGACAUCGGCAAUGAACUGAGCGUCGCAGCGGAGCGAAAGAGAACCAUGAGUGACAGCGCGAGGGAGAGCCUGUACCGGUACCGGGUUGGCGACAUCCUUCAGGUGGCCGGAUUCCACAAUGCCGCCCCACAAUUCCGUUUCGUCCACCGCCGCAACGUUGUGCUCAGUGUCGAUACUGACAAGACGAACGAGGAUGACCUCCUCAACGCCAUCACGUCCGCCAAGCGCCGCCUCCUCCACCCCCUCCACCUCUUCCUCACAGAGUACACCAGCUACGCCGACAACUCCUCCAUCCCCGACCACUACGUCCUCUUCUGGGAAAUCUCCCCCUCGACCACAACCGUCGAUGCCUCUGUCAUUGAGGAGUGCUGCUCCGUCGUCGAGGCCUCGCUUGAUUCUGUCUACAGGCAGUGCAGGAGAAAGGACAGGUCGAUCGGGCCGCUGGAGAUCAGGGUGGUCGAGUGCGGCGUGUUCGACGCUCUGAUGGGCCUGUACGUGUCUCAUGGAUCGUCGGUGAACCAGUACAAGACGCCGAGGUGCGUGAAGUCGCCGAAGGUGAUCAGGCUACUGAACGAGAGGGUGGUGGGGAGUUUCUUCAGCAAGAAGACGCCGGAGUGGGAGACGAUCAGGCUACUGAACUAG